This is a messenger RNA of Clunio marinus, 363 nucleotides long. NCBI's taxonomy places the organism in Eukaryota, Metazoa, Arthropoda, Insecta, Diptera, Chironomidae. The record is from the annotation of a GenBank genome assembly.
AUGUCCAGAAAUAUUCAUCAAAAGCUUCAAUUUUUGGAAGUUGAACAUAAAAAUUUUAUGAAACUCGCCAGACAACUAGAAUUAAUUAUUUCAUAUGUUUUGAAGGAUUAUCAUUCAAGGCGUUUUAUUUCCUUAAUUGAUUUCAACAUCUGGGCACGAUGCAUCUUCCAGCAAUGUCAUCAAACCAUGGGAAAACCUAAAAAUUUAAUUUCUCAUUAUUUAUCUGGUUUCCAAGUUGCACAUUUCAAUAUUAGUUUAAAUGCUUUAAUGGACUAUGUUGAUGAAGUUAAUUUAAUGUUAAGAUUAACAAUCAAGUCGAUAGCUAACACAAAAUUAAUCAAAAAAGUGAGUAUGAGCUUAUGA